Carassius auratus (goldfish) is the source of this 2236-nucleotide messenger RNA. RefSeq names its product consortin-like. Gene Ontology annotation, biological process: positive regulation of Golgi to plasma membrane protein transport. The coding region runs from base 603 to 1829 and encodes 408 amino acids. Gene Ontology annotation, cellular component: plasma membrane; transport vesicle; trans-Golgi network. Gene Ontology annotation, molecular function: connexin binding. The transcript has 11 exons. The record is from RefSeq and is a predicted model, not a curated record. Lineage: Eukaryota; Metazoa; Chordata; Actinopteri; Cypriniformes; Cyprinidae.
GUAAACAACUGCACAGACGCAGAGACAGACAGGGCAUCGAAACUGAUUGCAGAUCGGUCUGUGUUUGACAGAGAGGGGUCUGUGCUCUCUGGUUGAGCAGCUCUGGGAACAGAUAUGGACGCUGCGCGUGCACGCGUUUACAGAUGCAGACUAUUGUAACAUCAUUACAGAAAUUAACCCCUUUUCCAGCUCAUCAUACACCUUGUUCUGUUACCACACUGGCAGUGACACUUUAUUUACAAUGAGGACACUCAUCCACACUCCACCCUUUUUCCAUCUCUCUGUCUCUGGUUUCACUGCUCAACCUUCGAAAUGCCUGGACAGAGAGAAAGACAAGAGCCCCUAUCCCAUGAAUUAUGCAUUGCUGGUUCUUUUUUUUUUCUUUUUUUGAUAACACUUGUCAGUUUGCACUUGCUAUCGGCUUCAGGAGUAACUGAAGUGAGCAUUGGUUCACUGUUAGGACACCCUGUUUGACGGCUUCACAAGCUUGUCCUCAAGAAAGACCCAAGAUCUGCUUGAAAAUAUGUUCAACAACACCGAACCUGUCCUACUUCUGUUUUCUCUCUCAAUUCUUUUGAACUGAAAGAUUCAUUUUAUGGUAAAUGUUUUGCAUUGUCACUGAUGGCAGAUAUGAACAGCAUACGGAACAACAGGUUAUGGAGAAGUCCGAGAUGAGGAAGUCUGUAAGAUUGAAGGAAACUCAGACUGCAGAGGACAUCAUUUUGUCUUUCCUAAUGGCCUCUGAUGAGAAUCAGAACAAAAUGCAGGAGGCAGAGGUUGAGGAAGCUGUUAAACACAAUUCAGAGAACACGAACCUGGAAGAGAGGUCUCCAACAAGCAUCAAGAGCCAUAGCUGCUCUGUAGAUCAUGGCAGUCUCUCUGGGACUGUACCACCUGGGCCUAGUCCUGCUCUUCUGGCUUCACUGCAGUCCCUCGUCGAACACAAUGAUCACAUGCUCCUCCCUCAUUCCUUACACCAGAUAGCAGAGGGCUACUUCCUUGAAAAGGACUAUCAGUGGUCAGUGGAGUUUCUCCAGCUAGAGAAGCUGUAUCAUGAAAGACUGCUGUCUAAUCUGGCCUCCAUACAAAAGGAAUGGGAGUCCCAGAGGAAAAUCAUCGUCCAAACCGAAAGUAACUCUAAUGGAAGUGACAGAGAGAGAGAACAAAUGGAACUGUUGAGUCAUAUCUGCAGAACACACCAGAGACCUAACCUCGUUUUGGAAAAGAACAUGGAUGACAGAAGACUACACACCAGCCCAACACUUGUGUCAGAGCACAGAUCAAAAUCAGAACAAGCUUCAGUGAACUCAACCGAGAGAGAAAACCGGGCAGACGACUGCUCAUGGCUGGGAGCUGAACAGGAGCCAGAAGAGGACUAUGAGUCGAAUGAUGAGGAGGAAGAGGAAGAUCUUGAGGAAGAUGAGUGCUGGACUGAGGAGCUGCAGGAUGACACAGUCGUUGACGGCCAGGUUCCUGUGGAUGAUUUUCAGAAAUAUGGCUUAGUCUCCAUUUUAAAGAAGAGAGUCUACGUCAAGGAAACGGAGAAUGCCUUGCCACUAAAAGACUCAACCAAGCGCAGAGUCCGCUUUAGAGAGCCUGAAGAUGCUUUCGAUCAAGAUGAGUCGGCCAGAAACUCUUGCCUCAUCCUUCUCAUCUUGUGUCUGGUUACCGUGGUGAUUAGCAUGGGUGGGACGGCUCUUUAUUGUCUCGUUGGAGAGGCGUACUCAAAUGUGUGUGUCGACUUCUCACAAAACGUGGACUUUUACUUUGGACCUGUACGACGGGGAGUGGACGCUCUCGCACAGUGGCUGUCUUCUGAUGGAUUAUAACAGCAAUUUUAAGCUAUUUUAAAUGGAACUCUUUCUUAAUAGUAACAUUUUUCCGAUGGUAAACAACAGUAUUCUUCUUGAGAUAAUAUGCACUAAUGCACAUUACCAGACUGGCCUUAAGAAAUACUGCUUUAGUGAGACUAUACAAAUCACACGGGGCUUCCUAAUGCAUAAAUGAAUUUGUAUAAAAUAUUUAAUAAUGGUACAAAAAAACUGAACAUUACAGAUAAUCCUAAUAUAACACUUGUUACAGAUAGUCUUAAUAAACUACUGCCAUUCUUCGAAUCAGUAAAGCCCCUUUCACACUGCCAUUCAGGCAAAUACAGGGGUAAAGUGUUCCUGCAAUUGGUCCCUGGUCGCUAGAUUUGGCACUUUCACACUGCCAGUGAUGACCCGGGAUAUGUGCG